AUGUCUCACUCGUCCGAAGAUGAGGAAAAAUUUCGGAAGGGCGAUGAGAGCUCCGGCCAGUCUUCUAAGCCAGAAAAGAACACAGACAAGGGUACUGAAGAUAUGAUCAUCAUGAGAGCUGGAACCGACGUCGUGCAGGAUUCCAGUCAUCUCUCGCUCGCACACACGCCCAAAAGCAAUGACGAGAGCUUUCGAUUAGCUGCCAGGAACGUGAGCACUUUGUCAGGGUCUAAACUCGAAACGAGGACGAAGAUUUCAGAGGCAGCUGACAUGACCACGAAUGACAGCGAUAGCGCUCUCUUGAAUCACGAGACAGACGCUCGUCGUCCGCAGACUGCCGACAGAUCCAAUUCACAUGGAAGCGCUUCCGUUGUCGUGGAGCACUUGAUCGACCAGUAUGCUUCACCUUUCGACGAUUUGUCUGACCCACCUCUUGUGGAUCUGAAGUACACGCAUCCUCGACCUUCCCCUACUGUACCGAAGAGAGGCCCACUGCACUUCAUGAAGCGACGCAACAGUACUCCGACAAGAACAUCUACCAGGUCUAAGCCGGCAUCGAGGAAUUUUCGAAAGCUCCGCCUGGAUGUCCAGCAGUCUGACGUAUCGAUCAAGAAGACGGAGCCAGGCAGCGACAGUCCAGAAUGGGCGUGCCAAACAUCCUUGGCCAUCGAGGCUGGUAGAAUAUCGAUGGACAACGUGAGCCUGCGAAGUCGAGAGUCGACGUCGCUGAACCACAUCUCUAAAGCGAUGCGCAGUCCCAUCAAGACUUUGUCCACAGGGCACAGGAAAGUGCAGAGCGCCGGAACAAGAGGGAGGCGCAAUACGUACCCGUCGCCUUCCAGUGAGUACAGCUUAGCUCUUUCCACGUCAGGUAGGCAUUCGGAAGGCGCUAUGCAGGCUGCGCAAAGAGAAGGUGCUGUCCAUCAAACAGGAAGACUUGAGGGAAUGGAGAAAGCAUUGGGGAAGGAGCCGUCUAGGCGUGACAGUGCGCAGGUAGCUUCACCGAUGGAUUUGAAUAAGAGCUUGCCUGCCUUACCUUCGCAAGAAAGUGGGAAGGAGGGUGAGGAGUGA
Macroventuria anomochaeta is the source of this 1071-nucleotide messenger RNA. RefSeq lists its product as uncharacterized. The record is from RefSeq and is a predicted model, not a curated record. The transcript has a single exon. NCBI's taxonomy places the organism in Eukaryota, Fungi, Ascomycota, Dothideomycetes, Pleosporales, Didymellaceae. Bases 1 to 1071 code for a protein of 356 amino acids.